GCAGCAGUGACAUGUUGUUUAUUUCACAGUUUAUUCCCAACCAACGGUGAAGAAACCUUAUUAAGGAUUUUUAUUAACAGAUCCAGAUAACCAUUUAACGCUCACCAUACCUCUCCGAUGGGAUAAAAUAUUUGGUAAUUCUCAAAUAGUGGAAAAUGAUCGUAAAAUAAGAGAAAAAUGGAAGAGAAGCAAGAGUAUGAGGAAACCAAGACCCGCGGUGAAGGUAAUAAUAGUAAUAAUAAACUCAAACAAGAAGCAGAGGUGAGGGAUGAAGUGUCUGAUAAUGUUCUCCAUCAAUCUGACAAUGAGAGAGAAGAUGAUGAGGAGACCAGAAUCACCACCACAACAAGAGAAGGAGGACAGGAAUUGGUGGAGGCAGUACUGGAUGUGGUGGAAACGUCAUGGGUAAUGGAGGAGACCAACACCACUACUACUACAGGAGCCCCAGUGGAGGUGGAGGUAGAGAUAGAUGACACAACAGGAGAGGAACAUGCCAACCAAGACUAUGUUGUGGAUCUAGCUCAUCAUUUUGACCGAGUCUUUGCCCACACUACCUUCAACAGCUUUAAAGAAUUUGAAGAUUUAUUCAACCAGUUCAAGAAGGAGACGGGAUCAGUGUUCCGCAUCAAGUCAUCGUGCAGUGUUGUCUAUGAGAACUCCCGCAGAAAGAAGCAUUUCAUUCCUGCUCGGUUCAAGUUUGUGUCUGUAAAGUACUGCUGUGUGCACUAUGGCCAACCCAAGAUAGCUGGCCAAGGUAUUCGCACCAAACAAAGAUACCUUCCCUGUGGAUGUGAGUGUGUGUUGUCACUCUCCUACAACAGAGGAGCUCUUGUUAUAUCUCAAGCAAAUAUGCAGCACAACCACGAGGUGAGCAAUGAAAUGGCUCCAUACUACGCCAUCAACAGGCGCAUCAGUAACUCUGAGCUGAGGCAGGUGACCGAUGUCAUAGAGUUGAUAUCAAGCAGUCGUGAAUUACAGCAAUUCUUACAAGAGCACUUCAACAGACCCAUCACGCUUCAGGAUGCAAAGAACAUACGAGCAAGACUGAAGGCACUGCAAAUGAAUCAGAUGACAAAUUCUGGUUCUGCUGUUAGGUCACUUAAAUCAGACCCCAAAACCCAGGAUGUGGAAGAGGAGGAUGGCUGUGAUGGAAGAGAUAAUAAUGACAUUGAAAUUGUCGAUGAGAAGAUAGGUAUGGACGAUGUCAAUGAUGUCAGCGAUGAAAAUAUACUUCACCCGGAACAAGAGCAUCACCAGCCUCCUCACCAGCAUAUAGAAGGACAACAACCUCUACAGCCUAAAUGGAAGGAGAAAGUUAUCAAUGAAGUGAAUGCAAAGUUAAUUGACCUGAUGCACAGUUGUGAGACAAAUGUGUUUUGGGAACGUAUAUCUGUUAUUAACCAAGUAAUAGAAUGUUGGGAGAAUGGAGAUAAUUUUGACGUUCAUUACGCAUCAGAAAAUGUUUACACUAGUGAAGAACAAAUUAUUAAAAAGGAACCAGAACUCACUCAGAGCGGAUGUUGGGGUUCAGAUUUGCAGCAGAGACGAGGAGCUACACGAGGGAGGCCCAGAAAAACUCCAGCAGUGAACAUAUCCGAAUCAUUAGAAAAUUCUUCAGAGUCUCAUAUGAAUUUCAUGCUUCCUGUCUUAAGUGGGUCAAAUAUGCAGUUUUUGCCAGCCUCCCUUAAUGGUGAAUCUCUAAAAUUAAUUCUUCCUCAAAAUGAAAAUAAAGUAGUACAGAGUAAACCGACUGCUAUCCAAAAGAGGCGUCCUGGCAGACCUAGAAAAAACCACAUAAAGUUUCCUGCAAAAAGUGAAGAAGAAAUGGGUAAAAUGUCCUCCGCCCAAAUGCCAUCAGAUAAUCCCAGCUCAUUGACUAAUUAUCCCUCAACCAAUAGCUCGUCAAGAUCCAGUGUCGGUCAUGUCAAUCAACCCAUCAUCAUGUCAGUUACCAAAGAAAAUACCCCAGAUAUGUGUGAUCAAGCCAUGGAGGUUGAGAUAGAGAUUGAUGGAGAUCUGGUCAAUGUAAAACAUGUUAAGUUAGAGCCUUUAGAAUAUCAUGAAGUAGAUGUAGCUGAUAAUAGUCUCCAUCAGUUAGGAGAACAUUCAUAUGUCUAGGGUCAGUAAUGUAGAGGGAGUACCUGACCAGUGCAGAAAUUGUCUUGUACAGCAGUUGGGAAGACAGGAGGAGUUUGUGUUUGCUUCUGACACCAGCCACCAUGUACAGUAGUGGGAUGUAAAUAUCACCUACCUGAUAUCGUUAUUUCAUAUUCAUUCACAUUUAUCAAGCCCCCCAUGAUAUUGUCAGUAUAUUUUCAAACUUUCAUAUAUAAAAAAAAAUUUCUUUCCACAGCUUUAUUUUUUCUUGUGGAAUUUCCACUUUGUCCUUUCUAUCUCUUCCUGUUCCCGGCAUCUACCCAAAUGUCCAAUUCUAGCAGGAACUUGCUUGCUUGAUUUGUUUUACUGGCCGUCAACAUCUUAGGUCAUCAUGGCUGUAGUCUUGUUAUUUUUAUAUUCUCGUUCUCUUCCUUUUGUUCUUUUUCUUCUUCUAGAUGGUCCACAUUUGAUCUUCUUCCUCACAAAUAUGCUGUUCUUAGUUUUCUUGUUCUUCUAUUUCAUUGCUUUCUUCAUCUUCAUGUUUCUUCUUUUCUUUGUCUAUAUUUCUUUGUUCUCUUGUUUCUUCUUUUCUUCUUUCUUCUAUUUCUUUGUUCUUCUUUUCUUCUUUCUUAACUUUAAGGAUAGCCUCCUUAUAGUUCAGUUUUUCUUGUAUUGCAACUUGGCUAUCCUUCACUCCUCCCUCCACUUGGGGCACUCCUGGUCGGAGAAGGAAUGAGGACCGCUGCAGACUGCACACUUCUUCUGUGUUGCUUUAGAUGAGGUCUGCUGGUGCUCGGUCGUUCCACAUGUGGCGCAGACCUUACAAGCCUGGCAUUUCGUUGGUCUUGGUAUGUAUGGUUUUAUUGGAACGAUGUCCUAUCCGAGUAAAAUCUCUUUGGGAAGUGCACCGAGGAAACCAACCACGGCAGAGGUGACAUCCCUGUCAGAUCUCGAUAGUUUCCUCUGGACUGCGCAUUCUAUGAUGAGUUCAUUGGGCUUCAUAUGUUCUAUAUCGGUGUGGGAGAUGACCCCCCACACACUGUGUUGUCCCAGAAUUCAACAGUCAGCUUGACUGGCAUGUCAUUGAUGCACGUAAUGUCCUUCGGUUGUUUGCCCCCCCCCCCCCAAGUCACCGAAAGUAACCAUAGGGCCACCACUCAGCUGAUGAUGACCUUCAUAAUCCCCCUCUAUACCCGAAGAAGUAAAAAAACUUCUUCAGGAUGAGGAGGUUCAGCUUCUCAGGAGGGGUUGAAGAUGGAGGAUAUAACCUUGCGGUCUUAAGCUUUCCCCAUGUGACUUUCGUGGCUGAGGUCUUGUCUUGGAAUGAGCAGGAACAAACCAUUGAAUAGUAUACAGUACUGUGCAAUACAGUACUCAAAUUUGGCAAUACUGUACUCAGUGGUUUGUUCAUGCUAACAUCAGACAUAGUCCAGUGAUUGUUUUUCCAGUUAUGCUCGUUCUAUUCAAUACUGUAAAUUAAAACACACAUACAUUACUGUUUAGUGAAAAUCCCAAUGAAAACAGUUGCAUUAUUAUGGGUCUUAACCUAAAAGACCUCUUGACUCAAGCUGCUUAGAUGUCUGAUCUUGUGAUGCAGAUAUCUAGACAAAUAAUACUUGUAAGAAGGUUAGUGAAUAUUGUAAUGAAGAUCAAACAAAUGGUUUCAGCAGCAGGCUUUCAAGUGAAAUAUACAAGUAACAGUGGAGAUAUUUUCCAGGGUAAUUUAACCCAUCCUUUUCAUGCAGACUAAUAUUCUUGGGUUGGGAGCUUAUACUGUACCUCUUUCAGUCAGUUGCCCCCUCUCACAUUAUCUCGCUACACAUACGUCUGUUUAGUUGUACAAAACUAUAAAUUUGUGGUAGGUUUUCCAUCACAAUUUAUAACUUAUUGAUAUACAGUAUGAAUAUGUGUGCUUUGGGCAUACAAUAUGUACACCCUUUCAUACACAUGAUUACAGAUAACUUUUGUAAACUCGGCCAACUCUGGUAGUACUGUAUAGCUAUAUAGUACUGCAUUUCUAUGGGCUGGAAAUCCAGGUUACCAAGAUCCCUGAAAUUUUUGACUGGAGCUAAUUUGAAAAUUAAUUGAUGUUCCUGUGCAAUAAAUUAUCAGCAAUUUCUGCAUUGAUACACAAUACAGUUUGAUGUUUUAUAGCCAAGUUAUGUGACAAAUAGAAGCCUCUUGUUAGUAUAGUGACAGACUCCAAGCCCUGUGCUGUGAGUGUUAACAUGUCCCACACCAUUUUAUUCAUUCAAGGGGGAGGUUUGAGAAGGGAAGAUCAACUGAUUUUCAUGUAACUUCCCGUCAACAGUGUGAGCAGUCCUGGUUACUGUAUAUCGAGUCAUUUCCAUGCUGUUUUGUAGAAUGGGAUAUCAAGAUUAAUCCCUCAUUGAUAGACAUUUAUAAAGUAAAGCAGGUUAUACUCUACUGUACUUACUAAACACUUGACAGUAUAGUUUUACCUGUAUACUGAUGCACAUUGCUGCAUCCAGGUCAACUGCCAGUCCCUUGGUGUUGGUAUGAAAUCACUUCAUCUGCCCUCAGUAUUUAAUUGUCCUAAGGAGCAAUACAGUACAACUCAAACUCAGUCCAUAAACCAUCUGCUUGCUGUUUAAAAUGUACAUAACAUUGAGAAUGUUAUAGUGUGCACCAGAACAUAAUAAGAUACUUACACCAGAAUGAAUUAUCGAUACAGUGUGUCAGUGAUAGAUUACUGGUGUCGCUUAAUCCCAUGUUGUCAUGUUCAAUUAAGAUCUGUAUGUGAACAGUAGUCAUUUGGCCAGGAUAUAAUAAACUAAGAUGGAUGGUGUUAAUAUUUUUACUUUCAAUAUUUGUUAUGCAUUUAUGUUUAUAUUGUGAAGUUCUUGUUAAAUUUAAAUCGGGCCAUAAUAGUCCAUCUAUAAAUUGCACCAUCUUUUUUUUGUGUGAUGUAAUUUAUAGUUUAAUAUAAAAAUAUAUUAAAAUCUCUUAAAAAGUU
Homarus americanus (American lobster) is the source of this 5074-nucleotide messenger RNA. RefSeq lists its product as uncharacterized. The transcript is spliced from 3 exons. The coding region runs from base 178 to 2118 and encodes 646 amino acids. Lineage: Eukaryota; Metazoa; Arthropoda; Malacostraca; Decapoda; Nephropidae. The record is from RefSeq and is a predicted model, not a curated record.